AUGGUCAAGUACGCCGUCAUUUGCGCCAGUAACCAGAAUCGAUCCAUGGAGGCACAUUAUGUGUUAAGCAAACAUGGCUUCAAUGUGUCAUCGUAUGGCACGGGCAGUAUGGUACGGUUACCUGGCCCUGCUAUUGACAAGCCCAAUAUUUAUCCUUUCGGUACACCCUACGAUCGUGUAUACCAAGAACUCAAGCAACGUGACCCACAAUUAUAUACGCAGAACGGCUUGUUAUCAAUGCUGGAUCGGAAUCGUAAAGUCAAGGAUGCACCACAACGAUGGCAUGAAGCACACGAAGUAUAUGAUGUUAUCAUUACAUGUGAAGAACGUUGCUUUGAUGCAGUAGUGGAAGAUUUAUCCAAUCGAGGACAAGGAUACAAUGCAAGCACACAUGUUUUGAAUGUGGAGAUCAAGGAUAAUCACGAUGAUGCAUUACAAGGAGGCAAGGCUAUACUGCAGCUGGUUGAGAUGAUCGAGGCUGCUACCGACGUGGAUGCGGAAAUUGGCGGUAUCAUUGAUAGCUUUUCAAGCAAGAAUCCCAAAUUCCCUUUACUUCAUACAGUCGCCUAUUUCUGA
Lichtheimia ornata is the source of this 576-nucleotide messenger RNA. RefSeq lists its product as uncharacterized. The coding region runs from base 1 to 576 and encodes 191 amino acids. Gene Ontology annotation, biological process: termination of RNA polymerase II transcription. Gene Ontology annotation, cellular component: nucleus; mRNA cleavage and polyadenylation specificity factor complex. Lineage: Eukaryota; Fungi; Mucoromycota; Mucoromycetes; Mucorales; Lichtheimiaceae. Gene Ontology annotation, molecular function: RNA polymerase II CTD heptapeptide repeat phosphatase activity. The transcript is spliced from 5 exons. The record is from RefSeq and is a predicted model, not a curated record.